AGGCCGUUUCCAAACGCUCUCUAUAUAUAGCAAUGCCAUCCCAGUGACUCCAAUGUCUGUCUCUCUCUCUCUCUCCCUCCGUGUAGCAAACAAAUUCAUCUCUCUCUGUCUCUCUCUCUCUCAAUGGCGAAAGCACCGGAAGAAGAGCACCCCGUGAAGGCGUUCGGAUGGGCGGCCAGGGACACUUCUGGAGUCCUGUCUCCGUUCAAUUUCUCUAGAAGGGUCACAAAAGAUGAAGAUGUGAGUUUCAAGAUUUUGUACUGUGGGAUUUGCCACUCUGAUCUUCACAGCGUGAAGAAUGACUGGGGAAAUUCCACUUAUCCCCUCCUCCCUGGGCAUGAGGUUGUGGGAGUGGUGACAGAAGUUGGCAGCAAGGUACAGAAGUACAAAGUUGGAGACAGAGUCGGGGUGGGUGGCAUGGUUGGAGCCUGUCACACAUGCGAAAACUGCGAGAACAACCUCGAAAACUACUGUCCCAAAGUGAUACUAACUUACAAUGCCGUGGAUUAUGACGGAACCAAGACAUACGGAGGUUAUUCUGAUCACAUGGUCGCUAACGAGCGCUAUAUCGUUCAGAUUCCUGACAAUCUGCCUCUUGAUGUUGCUGCUCCCCUCCUCUGUGCUGGGAUCACGACUUACAGCCCACUGAGAUAUUUCGGGCUUGAUAAGCCUGGUACGAAAGUGGGUGUGGUGGGGCUAGGUGGGUUGGGCCAUGUGGCUGUUAAAUUUGCCAAGGCUUUCGGAGCUAUAGUGACUGUUAUAAGUACCUCCCCCAGCAAGAAGCAGGAAGCUAUCGAAGCACUUGGUGCCGAUUCAUUCUUGGUCAGCGGUAAUCAAGACGAAAUGCAGGCUGCAAUGGGUACUUUGGAUGGAAUCAUUGACACAGUAUCUGCAUUUCAUGCGCUGGUACCAUUGUUGUUUCUGUUGAAGUCUCAUGGAAAGAUCAUCAUGGUUGGUGCUCCAGAAAAGCCACUCGAUUUACCGGUCUUUCCUUUGAUCAUGGGGAGGAAGAUGGUAGCUGGAAGUGGCGGUGGUGGAAUGAAGGAAACGCAAGAGAUGAUCGAUUUUGCUGGCAAACACAACAUUACUCCAAAAAUUGAGGUCAUUCCAAUGGACUAUGUGAACACAGCUAUGGAGCGUCUCGCCAAAGCUGAUGUUAAAUACCGGUUCGUCCUUGACAUUGGAAACACGCUGAAAGCUGCUUAGUCGAUCGACCUAGGUUAUUCUUCCGAGAUAUGAAUUACGUUGGUGGUGUGAUAUGGCCACGUGAAAGGGCGAAUUGGAUGGUGUGUAAUGUCUUGUUAAGUUUUUUUGUUGUUUGGCUUCUGUUGUCAGUUUUGAAAUAUUCUCUAUUUUUUUUUAAUAACGCAAUUAGUCGAUGAUCCGUUAGUUGUACAUUUCGCUUGGUAAGAGCUUGAUAUGUUUUUGUAUCUUGAUUGUGUUUACAUGUACUCUAUUCUAUGAUUUCCUAUUUUGGCAAAAAUAAUGUAUUCUAGUCAUGCUUUAGUUUAAAACUA
Molecule: messenger RNA, 1517 nt
Organism: Rhododendron vialii
Lineage: Eukaryota; Viridiplantae; Streptophyta; Magnoliopsida; Ericales; Ericaceae
Product: probable mannitol dehydrogenase
Exons: 5
Coding region: 124-1206 (360 amino acids)
Biological process (GO): lignin biosynthetic process
Molecular function (GO): cinnamyl-alcohol dehydrogenase activity; zinc ion binding
Source: RefSeq, a predicted model, not a curated record